AUGGCGGCGAAGGGGCCGCCUGACAACGAAGACCCGGGCCAACUCGACCCGCCCAUCGACCAAAUCGGCAGUGACCUGGACGCGGAGGGAGAAGAGGAAACAGAUAUCUAUCAAAUGGACCAGCAACUUCAAGAUGCUGUACACCGAUCAUAUUCUGGGGAAGAUAAAGAAGAUGGGGAAGAUGAUGACUAUCCGGACGCUGAGGCUCGCGACGAAUACAACGGUGGCGAGGUGCGCAGUAACAGCGCAGAAAACGAGGAGACCGCGCCCGUUGGGGCUGUCAAGCUCCCUGAGAGCGAGAACUCAUCAUCAGAGGAUGAGGAUGCCGACGGGGACCCAGCAUUUGAGGAGAAUGAGCGCCAAGCGUCGGAACACAGCGAAUCCGAAUCAGAGGCCGAAGAAGAAUGGGAGGCUGAAAGCAAUGGGCCUGAAGAUGAUGAUGCGGAGGCAGAUAUCCGCAGCCGCACAAACUGCAUAUAUUGCGGUCAGGAUGAGGAGCAUGAUCCUGGUGAAGAUUUCGAGUUGUGGCUCACUUGCACCCUCAUCGACAAUGUGGCCGUGAACAGGAUGCAUUUCAUGACAGUGAAGGUUCGUUCAGAUUUCAAGAUUGCAACUUGCGGAAGGGCCCCCACGCUAACGUCCGAGCUUGUAGAUCCAUGGAAGUGUCCCACUUGCGUCCAGAACAAGUUGGAGCCGGAUCCCGUGGAAAUUACGAAGACUGAGCAAAAACCAGGGGUACCUCAUUUACCCAAAGAACUUCUUCCUGCCCAUGCCGGAAAGCACGGAGCAGACUUUCAUUCUAUUUUUGAUACCAACCUUAGUGAAGAUCUCUUGAACAGCUCGCGGUCGCUAAGGAAGCGAAAAGCGUCAUCAAUCGACGUAGAGGAGCACACGCCCGUCCUCCGAAAGCGAUCGCGGCGAACAGACAAUUCUGAACCCAAUGGAAAAGAGUCAUCCGCGGUCAUUGCAGAUCUCCCAGCUGAGGACGAGGUUUCUCAUUCUCGUCCAACUCGAAGUCGACGACCUCGCGGUGCUGAUCGCGAACAUGCCCGUAUCGUUACGAGACAACCCCACAAGCUUAUCGUCAGUUUCCGACUCGACGAAGGCAGGCCGACCACAGCGAAAGAAAAGAAAGCACCUAAACCUCCCGCUGUUCAACCUGAACCACAAGCACAUUUUGCUCCUAUUCCUCCUGCGCCUUACAACAGCUUCACUCCCUUCCAUGAUCGCGAAGGUGAUGAUUCUAAAUCGAAACCUUACGGGGGCAUUCUGAGUGAAGCAGAUGCCGAUACCUCGAGAACACUGCCAUUGCAAGCCGACCGUGAUAGAUUCGAGGCUGCUCGCUUAAGGGCUGAAGAGGAAUGGCAGCGUCGAGUCAGGGAAGCUGAGGCUAAUGGAGAAGGGAGCACGGCCGUGUCGCAGAAAGUGUCCGGUCCACCUUCGAAGAUCAAAUACAUCAACUUUGGUGGCUAUGAAAUCGAGACCUGGUAUGCGGCUCCCUAUCCGGAAGAAUACAGUCGCAACCGAGUUUUGUACAUUUGUGAAUUCUGCCUCAAAUACAUGAAUUCCGAUUACGUGGCAUGGCGGCAUAAGCUGAAGUGCCCUGCAAAACAUCCUCCUGGUGAUGAGAUCUAUCGCGACGGCUCAAUCUCAAUCUUCGAAGUGGACGGGCGCAAGAAUCCCGUCUACUGCCAAAACCUCUGCCUCCUCGCUAAGCUUUUCCUGGGAUCCAAGACCCUCUAUUACGAUGUCGAGCCGUUCUUGUUCUAUGUUAUGACCGAGUAUGACGACCUGGGGUGCCAUUUCGUGGGCUACUUCAGCAAAGAGAAGCGACCGAGCUCCGCGAACAAUGUCUCAUGUAUUCUCACCCUUCCGAUCCACCAAAGAAAAGGCUACGGCAACCUCCUCAUUGAUUUCUCCUACCUCCUUACCCGCAUCGAGGGUAAAAAUGGAUCUCCGGAAAAGCCUCUUUCCGAUAUGGGUCUCGUCUCCUAUCGCAAUUACUGGCGCCUCAUACUAUCAUAUCAACUCCGGGACUUGAAAACACCUCUCAGCAUUGCAGACCUCUCCGAUCGGACAGGGAUGACUGCCGAUGAUAUUGUAUCCGCACUGGAAGGCCUCCGUGCGCUGGUGCGAGACCCAGUAACCAAAACCUACGCGUUCCGUCUCGAUACCAAAUAUUUCGAAGAAGUCAUCGCUAAAUGGGAGAACAAGGGCUACGUCACCCUCAAUCCUGACGCGCUCCUUUGGACGCCAUACAUAAUGGGUCGCAGCAACCAGUCACAAUUCGACCGCGCUCCUUUGCACGCUGUCGCCCCUCGAGAUGACGAUGAAGAGGAUGAGGAGGAGGCGAAGGCGGACGAUGAAGCGGACGGUGUUCCCACUCUGAACGGGGGCCAUGCCGACGGCCUUGGUGAGCCUGCUGGCCCUCCAUCAACAAACGGGCUUCAACCUAACGGCGUCCAUGCGUCUGAGGGCUCUGGUCGCACCCCUUCUCCUCCCCUGCUGCCGCUUUGGCCUCCUGUUCACAUCCCUGUGAGUCAUAAACGCAAGACUGCUCGCCCAGCAGCUGGCAAGGCGGGCCAGACACCGACAACUGUUCGUACGAGUGGGCGGAACACUCCCCGCAGGCCAUCCGGUCUACCAGCAGGUACCCCUUUGGCUAGUACGCCGAGCGUUCGUCGCGGUCGGAGCGCCAAAUCGGCUGGUUCCCCAAUGGCAGAUGGAAGCCCCGCUAAAGCAAAUGGUGUCGAGGAUCUCGAACAAGAGGAAGCGUUAGUAGAUGACGAGGAAGCGGUUGCCGACCAAACUCUAGAAGAGAUGGCACUCGUGGCCGGCGGACCGUCCGAGGCCGCAGACUCACCAAAAAAGACCAAUGGCGAAGAUGACCCGCAAGAACAUGCUGAAACAAACGGCAUCAUCCACGACGACGCCUUCAUUGACAAAGAACCCUCCACACCUCGGAAGAAAUCCAAAUCAAGUUCUCGAUCUCCGGGUGAUGCCUCCUCCCAUCGGUCCAAGGGGAAACAAUCCGACACCCAGCCGAAAACUCCCCAGUCUGUCAGCCGCAAAGCUCUGGUCGAAAAAAUCCAAGUGGUGAUCCCUGCUGAUCCUGCCUCAGAAUCACGACACAGCUCCAAGAAAAGGGUCGCCGACACAAAUGGCCACGACGAAGACGCCGAUGCUGAAGGCGAGGAUGACCCGGAUGUGGACGCUGAGUACGAAGUGGAUGGGGAUGUAGUAAUGGAGACCUAA
Penicillium chermesinum is the source of this 3255-nucleotide messenger RNA. RefSeq lists its product as uncharacterized. Gene Ontology annotation, molecular function: histone acetyltransferase activity. The transcript has 5 exons. NCBI's taxonomy places the organism in Eukaryota, Fungi, Ascomycota, Eurotiomycetes, Eurotiales, Aspergillaceae. Gene Ontology annotation, biological process: regulation of DNA-templated transcription. The record is from RefSeq and is a predicted model, not a curated record. The coding region runs from base 1 to 3255 and encodes 1084 amino acids.